Molecule: messenger RNA, 2442 nt
Organism: Closterium sp. Naga37s-1
Lineage: Eukaryota; Viridiplantae; Streptophyta; Zygnematophyceae; Desmidiales; Closteriaceae
Source: the annotation of a GenBank genome assembly
AUGGCGCCAUCUGGGCCCACCUGCGCUCGCCGGUCCACAGCGGUUGUCGCGCGCGUUGCGGCGGCGAUGCUGAUGCUCGCCGCUGCUGCUGCCGCCGAUGGUGAAGGGCCCGUCGUGAGCGGGGCUUUAGCGAGGACGGGAGCGGGCGAGCUGGUUGGGGCAUGGCGGCGAAAUGGUUCGGGUGGGCACAGUGAGGCUUGGAGAGGGUAUGGGUUCGACACGAGAGGAGAUGGAAUGGGCGAUCGUGUGGUUGGGGGCUCACUCGAACGCGCUGACAUUGACGGAGGUGACGGAGACGGUGCCGGAGGUGACAUUGACGGAGGUGACGGAGACGGUGACGGAGAUGACAUUGACGGAGGUGACGGAGACGGUGACGGAGGUGACGGUGAGAGUGAAAGCGCUGACGGCGACGAUGAGGGCGGGUGGUUGUCGGGUCCGCACUCACAGCAGCGUGCGCGUGGCGGCGACGAGAGGGGGACGAGAGGCCGCUCGCCAAGGGGCGCGCGGUGGGAAUUGCAGGGGGAGCGGAAGCGGGAGGGCAGGCGGGAAGCGUCGCGGGGAAGGGAGUUGGCGGAGGAGCGAGGAGGUUCAGUGGGCGGAGAGGAGCGAGGAGGUUCAGUGGGCGGAGAGGAGCGAGGAGGUUCAGUGGGCGGAGAGGAGCGAGGAGGUUCAGUGGGCGGAGAGGAGCGAGGAGGUUCAGUGGGCGGAGAGGAGCGAGGAGGUUCAGUGGGCGGAGAGGAGCGAGGAGGUUCAGUGGGCGGAGAGGAGCGAGGAGGUUCAGUGGGCGGAGAGGAGCGAGGAGGUUCAGUGGGCGGAGAGGAGCGAGGAGGUUCAGUGGGCGGAGAGGAGCGAGGAGGUUCAGUGGGCGGAGAGGAGCGAGGAGGUUCAGUGGGCGGAGAGGCGCGCAGGCGAGGGGAGGGCAGACGAGGCACGGGUGGGCGUCGCAGGCUGGCGGAUGGUCAAGGCAGUGAGGGGGGCGGUGGCAGUGAGGGGGGCGGUGGCAGUGAGGGGGGCGGUGGCAGGUACGACGACGGUAGCGAUGGGCGUGAGCGCAUGCACGUGGGCGCGCGUGGCGGCAUGGCGGGCCCUGGGCGCCCCGACCGCCAGCUGCUGCCAUCACUGGCGUUGAGGCGGCGCCUGUUUCUCUUGUUUCACCAUUCCCUCCUCGCCUCUUCUCCUCGUCUUCCUCGCCCCGACCGGCAGCUGCCGCCAUCACUGGCGUUGAGGCGGCGCCUGUCGGAGUACCGUCGGAUGCACCGCCGCUGCACGCAGAUCCACGACUGGCUCGCCUUCUACCGCAACCCGUACAUGGGGUGGAAGGAUGGCGUUGAUGGGCUGGGCAAGUGCAAGUAUCUCUUCUUUAUGCCGCCCGCCUACCAUGGCAUGGGCAACCGCAUAAUGGCGCUCAUCUCGGCCUUCGCGUACGCGCUGCUGACGAACCGCACGCUCAUCAUCCCACCCGACUCGUUCCUCUUCCGCUUCUUCUGUGACCCCUUCCCCGGCACCUCCUGGACCAUCCCGCUCGAUGCUUACAACACCAUAUCCCAGACGGUGCACCGCUCGCUGGCGCGCAACCGAGGCCUUGUCAAUGGAUGGGACGGCCAUGACGUCAGCAUGCACAUGUCAUGGGACUCCAAGGCGGACACGUGGGGCAUGUUCUGUGAGGCGGAGCAGCAGGAGAUGGCGACGGCGCGCUUCGCCACGCUCUACACCGACUACUUCCUUGUGCCGCACUUCUACCUCGUGCCCUCGCUGCAGGUUCAGCUCGAGUCCCUUUUUCCCGAUCGACGAGUCUUCACGCACCUUUCUCGGUACCUGCUGCACCCCGCCAACUACCUGUGGGAUCGCAUCACCCGCCUCUACCACGGCCACCUCGCCCUCCACUCCCUCACCGUCGGCCUGCAGAUCCGGGCAUUCGAGGAGACAGAGGAGGAUUUGAUGGUGAAUGUGUUUGAGUGCGCCACCAACAUCGCCAGAGUGCUGCCGCCUGUCAUGCCCACCGACCAAUGGCGCCACACCGCUGCCUCUGUGACGGAGGAGGCGCUGCUGGGCGUGCGCGGGCGCAGCAUCGGGGCGCUGGUGGUUUCGCUCAACCCCACCCACGGCACCAAGCUGCGCGACCGCUACAUGCUGGGCAAGCCGCUGGAUGGCAGCACUGUCUCCGUCUUCAGUGUGAGUGGAGAGGGUCAGGAGAAGCAGGAGGACCAGCUUCAGUACGAGCUCGCCGUCACCGAGAUGUGGCUCCUCGCCUUCUGUGACGUGCUGCUGGUGACGGACACGUCCACGUUUGGGUACGUGGCGGCGGGGGUGGCGGGGGUGACGCCCUACACCAUGAACGUCGCCAAGUGGAAGCACAGCGACUGGCGCUCCAACGGCCGCCUCGCCUGCAUGCUCGGCUCCUCCGAGCCCUGCUAUGUGCACCCCGUGCAGGAGCGCGUGCUG